Phyllotreta striolata is the source of this 827-nucleotide messenger RNA. NCBI's taxonomy places the organism in Eukaryota, Metazoa, Arthropoda, Insecta, Coleoptera, Chrysomelidae. The record is from the annotation of a GenBank genome assembly.
CUUACCAAUAACAAUCAAAAUUUCAGUAAAUAUGAUUUUCACCACGUUCUCCCGAUUACUAACAAAAUUCCUCACCGCCAAGCCACCGCUAACCGCCAGCAGGCAGCACUCGCUCCUGAGGGACCGAUCUCGCUACAAAUUCUCCAAGUACAUCAUCCUGAAAGCGACCAAAGACGAUUACGACUCGGUGCUGAAAGUCAUGCACGAGUGUUUCUACGACAGCGAGCCGACCUGCUACGCGCUCGGAAUCAAGCCCAACGCCAUCAUAGACGAAACGGCGCUGAAGAACAUGGCGGAGGGGAAGACGCUGAUAGCGAAAUGCAAGUUCAGCGGAUCGAUCGUGGGCGCCGCCAUCAACGAGACCUCCAACCCGUGGGAUCCCGAUCAGAAGGAGAAGCUGGCGAACCACAUCAACUGCCCGAAGAUCAAGCAGUGGCUGUUGUUCCAGGCGUACGCCCAACGGUACCCGCAGCUGUGGGGCCGGUACAACGUCGACAAGGUGUUCGAAUCGUCGAAUAUAUUCGUGAGGAAGAGCGACCAGAGCGACGAGAUCCUGCUGAGGCUGUUGGAGGAGUCGAAGACGUUGGCCUUCGAGUGCGGCUUCAAGAUAUUCAGGGUGAACGCGACCAAGAGAGAUGUUUGGGAGUCGUGCGAAAAGGCGGACAUGAAGCUUACGGCUGAAAUACCUUAUUGCUCUUAUAUAGGGCGAAAUAUGAAGCCGGUUUUUGUAACACCACCACCAAAUAAAUGUUUAAAGGUAUACGUUAAUGUUAUGGCAGAUAAUUUUGGUUGUACAUAAGUUGCAUACAAAAAUUCUGUUUGCCUAG